AUGGCAGAAAACUAACUUUACUUAUAUUGGAGAUACUAUACAAAACCUUAUGUUUCAAUCAAUUAAUUGUCAUUUAGAAUUAUAAUCAUAGAUUAAUAUGUAGAUUAAUAAUUUCUUUAAGAUUUUGGAUAAUUAUUAUUACAAUUAUCUUUUCUUAAUAUGAAUUAUGAUUUAAUCUUAUCUGGAUAAAAUUAGCCAAUAUUCUUAAAGCAAAAAGAUGAGACUUUAACAAUUGAUCUUCUUGAUAAAAUUUUACAUGCACUUAUUGGGAAAUGUAAUUAGGAUUUUAUAUUAGUAAAAGAAAAAGCUUAAAAUAAUAAUGAUUUUGUAUUACUAUUUACUAAAUAAUUAUUUGAAAUGUCAAUUAUAUGUAAAAUUGAAUUAUAAAAUGAAGGAUUGAAUACUAUUAUUCUAUUUCAAGAUCAAAAUCAUUUUAACACAAUAGAUAUUAAAAAUGGACAAAUUAUAAAUAGUUCGAAUAAUAUAUUCGAAUUAUUAAUUCAAAUUUAACAAUAAUCAUCAGUAUUAAAACAAUAAAUGUUUUAUAAUCAUCAAGAAAAAGAGGAAUUAAAAAAAAAAAUUUUUAGAUUAGAUUAUUAGAUAGACUAAAAAGAAGCAAAUAGCUUAAGAGGAUUACUAGAGAUUAAUAAAUUUACAAAAUAUUCUUUAUCAUCAAAAGGAACUACUAUAGAUAUAAAAGGUAUCAUCAAAUUUUUUUGUACUAAUGGAACUGCUAGGGAUAUAUUGAGGAGAAAAAAUAGAGGAGGAAAGUCUCUUUAUCUUUUUGAGGUUGUUUUAGAUUUAAGUUCAAUGUCAAAGGCAAUACUACUAGAAAUUGUAUAACCCUUUUUAUAUUAAUUGAUUGCAAUAUGUAAGGAAUGUUAGAUAAUUUGUAAUUUGGCAAUUUUAAAUAAUGCUCUAAUAAUCAUAAAAUCAAAUUUUUCUACUACAUGGACUGAUUAUGAAUAUUCAUUAUUAACUUAACACUUAAUUGAUAAUUGUGAUUAAGUAUCGACAAAUAGUAAUGUUAAAGUAUUCUAAUAUAUAUUAGAUUAAUUUGAGAAAUUUAUCCAUUACAAAAAAUUUUUGAUAUUUAUUAAUCACUCUUUUUAUAAUUAUCAAUACCAAGAACUUUCAUAAAAAAUUAAUUUGGCUUAAUAAAAGCAAAUAAAAAUAGUAUCUUUAGGAGUAGAUAUAAAAAAAUAUAUCAAUCGUUCAAUUGAAGGAGUUAUUUAGUAUUCAUUAUGCCAAUCAUAGAAUUUAUAUAUAAUUCUAAAAAAAUUGUUUACUAAAGUCUUGGAUUUUGAAAAUUUAAACUAGGUCUUCUAGUUUUAGCAAAAUAUCAAUUAAUAUCCAAGAAAAUUAUAACUUCUGAAAUUUAGUUCAACAGAUAUUUAAAUUAAUUGUUAUUUGAAUAAAUAUUUUAAUUAUAGAAUAGAUGAUAUAUAAGAUGAGGGUUUUGAAAGAAUUCCUUUUUUCAAAGUGGAUCCAUUAUUAUUUCAUAUUCUAAUGUUAGAAAAUGAAAUAAAAAGAUUAUAAAAUUUAAUCAAUAGACAACCAAUAGAAAAAUAAAAUAAAUGA
This is a messenger RNA of Paramecium pentaurelia, 1581 nucleotides long. The record is from the annotation of a GenBank genome assembly. NCBI's taxonomy places the organism in Eukaryota, Ciliophora, Oligohymenophorea, Peniculida, Parameciidae.